This is a messenger RNA of Penicillium griseofulvum, 900 nucleotides long. Its product is annotated as fungal specific transcription factor domain-containing protein. Gene Ontology annotation, molecular function: sequence-specific DNA binding; DNA-binding transcription factor activity, RNA polymerase II-specific. The transcript is spliced from 2 exons. NCBI's taxonomy places the organism in Eukaryota, Fungi, Ascomycota, Eurotiomycetes, Eurotiales, Aspergillaceae. Bases 1 to 900 code for a protein of 299 amino acids. Gene Ontology annotation, biological process: positive regulation of transcription by RNA polymerase II. The record is from RefSeq and is a predicted model, not a curated record.
AUGCUGCGAUCUGAUUUCAAAGAAAUCGAUGCUUCAACGACAUGGAGAGAACACAUGUUGGCCGAGUUAGAUUCCUGGAGGUCGCAGUUACGUCUAUUGAGCGAUGUUGCCUCCAAAAGCUACACAAGCGAUCGAUGGGUUGGCAUGGCUUACAACUACACGAUCCUCUUAUUACACCAGCCGACAAAAGAAAACGUCUGUAAUGGCUUUGGGGACCGAUCAAUCCCAGCCUGUGUUCAGAUUGCUAUGACAUUCAGAACUUUUCAAAAAGACCGACAGACAGCACAACUAUGGCCUGGACUCUUGAGUCAAGUUGCUGUAGGUAUCACCCUUCUAUACUGCUUCUGGGCAACUCCACCCCGACAUCAAACCGUCGCCUACCGGUCAAGAGAAGUUCCAGAAGCAUUACGCGCCUGCUCAACUGCGCUAGCCAUACUCGCUGAGCGAUGGGUUGAAGCUGAACCUUUACGCGACGUCUUCGAUGUUCUAGCCAAAGAAGUUCCACUCUACGGUAUUGUAGAGGACGACACGUCACCGAGGCAUAUCUCAGCGGAGUCUGCUUCCUACAUUCAAUCCCGGAUGCCUUUGCUCACAUCGAUCAUCAUGCAUCGGGGUGUUUUGCGUAUGAUACGCGAGAUGACUACGGAGGAUUUCCCUAGGAGUCAAAAUGAGGAAUUCCACCACCAACUGCCAGCAUUGCAUGACCAAACUAUGCUUGGGGGUUUGAGUAGUCACAUGUGCUCCGAGGAGUGUCCGUUUUUCCGUGAACCAACGCAUCCUGGGUCGAUGGCUGGCAGGGGUGCCCAGGCUUUUUCUCCACUUGAUAAUGAGAUUGGCAGCGCAUACGGGAUUGACGAGACGCUCAUGUUUCCACUCCUAUUUGGCUCGGCGGAAUUUUGA